CACAACAGAGACAAGUAAGGGUCUUGGAGGAAGGAAGAGGCAGGGACAGGAAGGAGAUGCCACCUAAGACCAAACAAAAAGGGACAAAAGCUGGGGCCCAGAAGAAGAAAAGGAGUGCAGGUGCUGGUGUGGAGGCUGAAUCCAUGCUCAGGCUGGCGCUGCUGGAAAAGGAGGUGCUCCAAGACCGCUUGGCUCUGCAGAGGGAUGAAGCCCGCCGAGCCAAGGCUUCUGAAGACCAGCUGAAGCAGAGGAUCAGAGACCUGGAGGCUGAACUGGAGGGGGCCCGGAGCGAAGGGAAGGCCAUAUAUGCAGAGAUGAGUCGUCAGUGCCGGAGCCUGCAGGCGGCAAUGCAGAGUCGCAGCAGGCAGCUGGAGGAAGAAGUGAAGGGCCUGCGCGAGCAGUUAGAAUUGUGCCAGAGGGAGGCUGAGACUGCACAGAGGGAGGCCAAGCAGGCCCUCGGAGAGCGGGACCGGACUCUGGCUCAGCUUCGGGCCCACGUGGCAGACAUGGAGGCCAAGUAUGAGGAAGUCUUACAUGACAGCCUGGACCGGCUCCUGGCUAAGCUGAGAGCUGUGAAGCCUCAGUGGGACGGGGCUGUGCUGAGACUCCACGCCAGGCUCAAGGAGCAGCUCUGCCAGUUUGGACAACCCCCUGGAUCUUUGAGGCUGUGAGUCUUUAGUCUCUGGGGCCCUCUGAGACCCCAGCAAUAAAGCUGUCUUGAUGUAGACCUCA
This is a messenger RNA of Cervus elaphus (red deer), 732 nucleotides long. RefSeq names its product coiled-coil domain containing 153 (gene DRC12). NCBI's taxonomy places the organism in Eukaryota, Metazoa, Chordata, Mammalia, Artiodactyla, Cervidae. The record is from RefSeq and is a predicted model, not a curated record.